AUGGUGAAUAAAGAGGAAUUAAUUUCUAUAUUAUUUACCCAAGCAUUAAUUUUACUGGAAUUAUUUGAUGAUGAAGAAGAUGAUUAUAAUCUUUAUAUUAAAGAUAUUGAAAAUUGUAUACUGUUUCUGAGUAAAAACUCUAUUAAGAGACUGAAACCUCGAUUGUAUGAUGAUACAGAUGUUAUUCUAUCACGUUAUAGUGAUAAACAUUUUAAGUCACAAUUCAGGAUAGAACGAUCAACAUUUGAUUAUAUUUUGAAUAUUAUAAGACCUUCGUUAGUGAGGUCAUCAUGUGGGCGUAAGAGAAUAUCACCUAAAAAGCAAUUUUUAAUUGCUCUGUGUAAAAUAGCUAUUUCAGAUUCAUAUAGAUCCAUUUGUCAGAAAUUCAAUGUAGGUAGAGCCACAGCAUUAAUGGCUUUAAGAAGAGUAAUCAAAGCAAUCACUGAACAAGCUUCUUGUUUUAUAAAAUGGCCACAGGAUAAUAGAGCAGAAGAAAUUAUUAGAGGAUUUGCUGCAACCAGUGCUUUUCCUGGAAUAAUAGGAGCAAUUGGUGGUACACAUAUUAAAAUUAAGACGCCACAUAUCAAUUCUGAUUCUUAUAUUAAUAAAAAUGGAUAUCCUAGUAUACAAUUGCAGGUAUAA
Cyphomyrmex costatus is the source of this 642-nucleotide messenger RNA. RefSeq names its product putative nuclease HARBI1. The record is from RefSeq and is a predicted model, not a curated record. The coding region runs from base 1 to 642 and encodes 213 amino acids. The transcript has 3 exons. NCBI's taxonomy places the organism in Eukaryota, Metazoa, Arthropoda, Insecta, Hymenoptera, Formicidae.